CAGAAGCAAAGCAACGACAGCGAAUCAGCCACUUUACGCAUUUAAUUGAAUAUUUAAUUUAAGUUACCAUUGUUACUCUGUUAGGUUACCAUUGCGACAUCGAUCAGGAUCGGGAGCUAAUGCCUCCACCAGAGGUUGAGCCUAGGCAACCCAGCAGCCUGCACUCCACCGCAAUGGCCAUUGCCGAAGAGACCGAACCCGAGCCCGAGGAGCCGGCCACAGUGGAACAACCAAUGAAUCCCAGCACGGCACGCUACCAGCUCUUCAACACGAACAUCAGCCCCAUUAGUUUGCGGGCAUCCAGCAGUCAGCGGGAAGUUAGUGGCAUGCAGCCAAUGGAGGAGACAACAGUGCCUUUGCCAAUGCAAUCAUGCCUUCGUCGCUCCAUGCGUAUAGCGAAUCGCCUAAGGUCGGAGAUCUCCAGCGCCACUCCCCGAGUAAUGAAUUUGCCGCGCAGCCGGCGGCUGGCGUCAUUCCGGGAACAUGCCACUUCCGUGGCUGUGAAAACGGAGACGGUCACCCAACUGCCGCGAGUUAAAGAUGCAGCGCAGAAAAAUCAUUCGCAGAACGUAAGACCUGCACCCAAUGAAUGGAUGGCCAAUCAUAUUAGAACCUUUCUGGACCAGCUUAACAAUGGAAAUGUCAGGGAGCUGCAAAAGAUUCCAGGAAUCGGUUCAAAGACAGCCUUUAGCUUGACCCUGUACAGAUCCCGCCAGGGUGGCUUCCAAAAUCUUGACCAAGUCAAAUCACUGCCCAUUCGGCCCGGAAAUCGAUGGGAAAGGAUUUGCGAGGCGAACUGCCUCGAAACUUGAUUAGUACUAACCAUUUUAAUUUGAGUUUUGCAUAGUGAGUGUAAUUUUUGGGCCAAAUACAUUGAUUUUACAAAUUCUCGACUAUAGUAGA
Molecule: messenger RNA, 903 nt
Organism: Drosophila teissieri
Lineage: Eukaryota; Metazoa; Arthropoda; Insecta; Diptera; Drosophilidae
Product: kinesin-like protein Nod
Exons: 3
Coding region: 120-812 (230 amino acids)
Source: RefSeq, a predicted model, not a curated record